This is a messenger RNA of Colletotrichum costaricense, 390 nucleotides long. RefSeq lists its product as uncharacterized. NCBI's taxonomy places the organism in Eukaryota, Fungi, Ascomycota, Sordariomycetes, Glomerellales, Glomerellaceae. The coding region runs from base 1 to 390 and encodes 129 amino acids. The transcript is spliced from 2 exons. The record is from RefSeq and is a predicted model, not a curated record.
AUGAGUUCCUCUAGCAGCAGCAGCGCAGCAGAAGCAAAGCAGACGCAAAGCAAGUGCCCUGCCCUGCUCGCCUCGCCUACACUCUACUAUGUACCCUUAGCUGCUCUGCUGCACUGGGAGGAGCUGCGGAUGGGAGGAGCACCAGGAGUAACCUCGACCUGGAACGUGCAGCGUCCCGGCCGCCUCUCUGCCCCCCUUCUCGUGGAUCCGGGCAGGCAAGGCAAGCCGCAAAGGCAAAGACAAGGCGGAAGUACCUGCGGGUACAAGCUCAUUUUCAAAGCCCGGAACCGGCAGGGCCCCCAAGACGAAUCGAGGAUUUUCGCAGGGAAAUCAAAGUUGACGGAGAGUUCCGCAAUAAUCAUCUCGACGACUCUAAGUCUAUCACGGUAG